Molecule: messenger RNA, 2946 nt
Organism: Dunckerocampus dactyliophorus (ringed pipefish)
Lineage: Eukaryota; Metazoa; Chordata; Actinopteri; Syngnathiformes; Syngnathidae
Product: Golgi reassembly-stacking protein 2-like
Exons: 10
Coding region: 229-1506 (425 amino acids)
Biological process (GO): Golgi organization
Cellular component (GO): Golgi apparatus
Molecular function (GO): protein binding
Source: RefSeq, a predicted model, not a curated record
AAAUUCAUGUUUUACUGUACUGGAUGCAUUCGUGUGGUACAUAAUACAACUGUAACCCCGACGUGGAAAUUGGGGUCUUCCACUUCCUGCCACGUAACAGCGCAUGCGCAGCAGAUGACCACUCAUUUGACGACGUGUACCCGGUGAGUACAAGUAGUCGGGUACUUUCCUGUUCCCUGGACUUAGCCUGCCGUUAAACCUUAAAAAACCCUUAAGGACAUCGACACAAUGGGAGGUGCACAGAGCGUGGAGAUACCGGGAGGCGGCUCAGAAGGCUACCACGUCCUCCGGGUUCAGGAGAACUCACCUGGCCACCGAGCAGGACUGGAACCUUUCUUUGACUUCAUCGUCUCCAUCAAUAACACCCGACUGAACAAGGAUAACGACACCUUAAAGGACCUCCUCAAAGCCAGUGUAGAGAAACCAGUCAAGAUGCUGGUUUACUCCUCAAAGACCCUGGAGCUGCGGGAAUCCACAGUCACCCCCAGCAACCUGUGGGGGGGCCAAGGCUUGCUUGGCGUUUCGAUUCGCUUCUGCAGCUUUGAAGGCGCCAAUGAGAAUGUUUGGCACGUUCUGGAAGUGGAGCCCAAUUCCCCCGCAGCCCUUGCCGGUUUGAGGCCACACACUGACUACGUUAUUGGAGCUGACACUGUUAUGAACGAGUCUGAGGACUUGUUCUCUCUGAUAGAGAGCCACGAGGGGAAGGGCCUGAAGCUUUAUGUGUACAACACAGACACCGACAACUGCAGAGAGGUGGUCAUCACGCCCAAUAGUGCCUGGGGAGGAGAGGGGAGCCUUGGAUGCGGGAUUGGCUAUGGAUACCUCCACAGGAUCCCCACCCGGCCUUUCGAGGAGGGGAAAAAGAUCAGCUUCCCCGGGAAUGCGUCUGGCGUGCCUGUCAGUCCUUUGAAGGAUGGAUUCACAGAGGUCCAGUUGUCGGCCGUGACCCCGCCCCAUAUUGCACCCACACUCCCCGCUGGCCUUGAGGACUCGUUGUCAAGCCUGUCAAUCAGCACAGCCCCGCCCACUAUGCCCAGUGAGCUGCAAACAGGUUUGCCCACAGUCCCUCUGCUCCCCGCCUCCUCCAGCCCAUCCCUCAGCCCCCUCGCUCCCCUCAAUCCUGCCACCACGCUACCAGGCUUGAUGCCCCUCCCUGGUGGCCUACCUCCGCUACCCAACCUUCCCAAUCUGAACCUGCCACUCCCGGACCUCGGUGCCAUCUCCCUAGCAGGGAGCAGCAGCUUAGCGGCAGCUGGAAGCACAGCAGUUCCUCCCUUGGUCGCUCCCCUGAACCUACCUGGCCUUGCCCCUCUGCCCCCUAUGCCCACCAUGCUGCCCUCCCAGCUGACUCCCCUCCUGCCUCAGAGUGUGGCCCCCCUCCUACCCACUUCCACCGCCGCCCCACUGGCCUCUGUCACAGUGACGCCUGCCACAGAGCCUGUCACCGAUGCCACAAAUGUCACGGACCUGCAGCCUCCUACGGAAACGACACUAACGUCCUCGUAACUUGGAAAUGUAUAUCUCGCUUAACUAUGGAAGCAAAACACACACCCGGUUUCUCUAUCCUCUCCUGUCUCUCGUCUUUGUUUUUUCUAUUUAUUUGGCCGGGGGCGGGUUGUACCCAGUCAGAGGUUCUGAAUGUGGAUGAAGUGUGUCUGGUUAAAGAAAUGGGAUAAUAUACAUUACACUGCUGGUCAAAAGUUUUAGAACACCCUAAUUUUUUCAGUUAUUUAUAGGAAUUCAAGUCAUUCAAGUCCAAUGAAUAGUUUGACAACAGUAAGUGGUGAAGUGCCAGAGGUUAAAAAAAAAAAAAAAGUAAGGUUACCCAAAAAAUGAACAAUUCUGUAUAUUAUACAAAAAUGCCUGUUUCAGGAACCACAAAAUCUGUCAACAAUUAAAAGCUGUUCCACAGUUGGUGCUACCAAUUCCUACAGGUGUUCCAAGUUCUGGAGUACUUGCUACCUCCUCUGUCUGCAUAAAAGCAGUGUUCGGAACACACUGUGGUACUAUACCAUUGUGAGCAUCAGUUGAACAGCGUUGUACUGGAGAAAGUCAUUUGUUGCUACAAAAAUUUCUUUCGAGAGAAAUUGGAGUGUUCUUUUGACCGGUAGUGUACUUACAAUUGUUCCAGGGGCCACAUUCUCAGAAAGCUAAAGACUGACUGUUGGGCUUUGUACAUAAUGCCACUGCAAGGCUCUGCGAUACCUUUACAUUAUACCUCACCAAAUGGUAGUAAAGUCAUGACACCCUAAAUUAAAGACAGCAUUACUAUGUUAACGCUAGUCAGAGUUCUUCUGUAUGUCAGGCGCUACUUCAAAAACACUAGUCACAGAUCCUUGUGCUCGUCUGCUCCAAAGUUCUGACAAGGGCUGCCUUAGUACAUCAUCAUCAUCAUCCCUCCUGUGAUCCAACACAGACAGGAGAACUUGGCAUGGUUCUAACCCUGGUACAUUCACUGUAAAGCCUUCCAUUCUUGCCAUGUAUUUGAUUUAGUUGACCUCCAGGCCCAUGUAUCCAUUUCUUAUUGCGAUUGUACCAACACUGCUAUAUUUUGCACCACCUUUGCAUUUUGCGAUAAGUUUUUCUCCUUUUGUAUGUCUGAUUAUGGCUUUCCCUAUACAACAGACACUUGGGAGAAAUAACUGCAUGAGCUCCAUGCAUUACCCUGAGGGUGAUGCAUCCGGGAGAAACAUGGCUGCAGUUGGGUUACAUUCAACUACCACGGUGGCAAAGGCUGUCACUGUAAACAUGAAACUUUAAAUAUCUCAAGUAUGCACAGUGCAAGCAAUAAACCCAAACACAUUUUACACCGAGCAUGUGUUUUUAUGAAAACAUUGAGGUAUUUGGGGGAUAGAUUUACCUGUACUUCCUUACCGGCGCAAUCCAUCCGCCAUGACAAGCAAGUCUGCUUCAACUGUCCUUGAGUCAAAGCUGAGGUCAACCCAA